This is a messenger RNA of Lagenorhynchus albirostris (white-beaked dolphin), 951 nucleotides long. RefSeq names its product ubiquitin conjugating enzyme E2 C (gene UBE2C). The record is from RefSeq and is a predicted model, not a curated record. The transcript is spliced from 7 exons. Bases 131 to 751 code for a protein of 206 amino acids. NCBI's taxonomy places the organism in Eukaryota, Metazoa, Chordata, Mammalia, Artiodactyla, Delphinidae.
CCCACCCCACAUUAUUCCCAGGAAGCCCAGUGCCCCACGCGUAUCUGCUUUGUGAGACGAAGCUGGGGGCUCCACGUACCUUGCCAGUCUUCCGUGUCCCUUUAUUUCUAUUUCGUCACCCAACUAAGGUAUGGAAGUAGCAGAAUGUGGUGAUGGCUGGCACCAUGGGAGGUUGAUGACAAACCAGAAGAAAAAUACAAGUGCCACCCGGAUGGCUUCCCAGAAUCGCGACCCAGCUGCCGCCAGCGUUGCUGCCGCCCGUAAAGGAGCCGAGCCCAGCGGGGGCGCCGCCCGGGGCCCCGUGGGCAAGAGGCUACAGCAGGAGCUGAUGACGCUCAUGAUGUCCGGUGAUAAAGGAAUCUCUGCCUUCCCUGAAUCAGACAACCUUUUCAGAUGGGUGGGGACCAUCCAUGGAGCAGCUGGCACAGUAUAUGAAGACCUGAGGUAUAAACUGUCCCUGGAGUUCCCCAGCGGCUACCCUUACAAUGCACCCACGGUGAAGUUCCUCACGCCCUGCUACCACCCCAACGUGGACACCCAGGGUAACAUCUGCCUGGACAUCCUGAAAGACAAGUGGUCUGCCCUAUACGAUGUCAGGACCAUCCUGCUCUCCAUCCAGAGCCUGCUCGGAGAACCCAACAUCGAUAGCCCUUUGAACACACAUGCCGCCGAGCUCUGGAAAAACCCCACAGCCUUUAAGAAGUACCUGCAAGAAACGUACUCAAAGCACGUCUCCAGCCAAGAUCCCUGACCCAGGAUGUGCAGCUCUCCUUCUGUUGUCUUUUUAUUUUUUUUCCCUUAGAUGGUCUGUCCUUUCCUCGAUUUCUGUACAGGACCCUGUAUCUUAUCUGUGGUGUCAUUUUUGUUUUGUUUCUGUUUUUUAAAUUAAGUGUCUCGUUAAGCCCUUGUGAUGAGUAUAUUAAAUAAAUACAUUUUGGGGUUUUUUAACAA